ACAAGCCUAAACAUUUCACUUCGCGAAAAAUUAGACUUACCCUCGCAUCCUUCUCUCUCUCUGUCUCUCCCUCCAUACACCUCUCUGACCGUGUCUCUUUCCAUCCUCACUCGCGUUUGUUAAAACUAAACAACUAUUGGAACUGGACACAGUCAGGUUUUGGUGCUGUUUUCUUGUUCUUGUUAAUCCUACACUUCUGUCAUUCAUUCAUUUUCUUCUUCACCUCACGCUCUUCCUCUGUAGCCUUGCUACUGUCGCGAGCCGUUCGCGCGGAUACUGAGAGAGAGAGAGAGAGACGAACUUUGGAGCACGUGACAACAUCUGGAGCUUCAUUUAUUUAUUCUUUUGAUACAUUUGUUUGUUUAUUUGUCUGCGUAUUUAUUUGCAACAUAUCUGCUUUUUUUAAAACAAGGACCUGGACAAAUAUGAAAUUGCUGGGUGACUCCUCCUCAUCGCUGCUCCUCUCGCUGCUGUUGGCUCAACUGCAUCUGUUAGCAUCUGCCUUCCCUGCCCACCCCCGGAGGAUCCAAACUGACUUUGACAAGCUGACCAAUCAGACCAGACACCUUCUGAAGCUGACUCAGGACCUACUGAAAGACCCGGUGUUUGGUGCAGAGAUUGAUCACCACAGGUUCAAGUCUCUUCCAGCGAUCAGCAGCAGAGUCAGUGACCUCACCACUCUGGAGUUCAAGCCUACUCUUUCUCAGCUCCAUGCGGACUUGAAGUCCUUCGAGCACCAUUUUGAGUGGCUGAAUAGAAUAACACGCAAGCAGCACCACAGCUCAGUACCAAAGUUGACUGACAUGAUCUCCCACAUUAAGAGCCUCAUAAACUCCUUACAACGUCAGAUGGCCAGAGCAGAGGCUCCCCGGAUCCCUGUUCCCUCUCCCUCACUUCCACCCAAUCCCGCCUUUCACUGGGAGGUGGUUCAGUCCUCUCAGGAACUCCUGCAGCAGUUCCGGCUCUUCUGUGACUGGGCCUCACGAGUGUUCCUUACCCUUAAAUCUAGAUUACCAGCAUGAGGAACCUCAACGUUUCUUUACAAUACAGCAAACAAGACCAGGACUCGAUCAUUAUUACAGUCCAGGGAUGGACUGGCCAUAGGGAGCAACAGGACUUUUCCCAGUGGGCUGAGUCGACUUGUGGGAAAAUAAUGAGUGGACUGAAGCUGAAUAUUUCAACUUAUUCUCUCCUACCCAUUUAUAACGUACUGUUGUUCAGUCUCAUUCAAACCUCCAUUACUGUUCACUAUCAAACCAAGCAUACGCUUGAGAGUGAAUCUGUGCCUAACACAAUUCUGCAUUCCCAGUCAUGUACAAUACGAAUAUUGCAUAUGGAACCAGGAAGACAAUUAUUGAUUUGGCCUAAUUUUAGUUCAGAAUGCUUUCAAUCAGCUGAAAUGUAGUGCCAUAGAAGUAUGACCUCUCAAAAAAUGAGGUCCAGUCCCAAGAUAGGGGUAAAUUGAGUAAUAAUUUGACAACAUAUUGGACAAACGUUGAAUAAUGUGAGAAAGAUUUAAACAUCCCCCAAUGCUUUGUGCAAUAUUGUAGUGGGUGAUUAUCUGUGGUGGGUUGUUAUGGGCCUUGUAUGUCAUAGGCCCAUUUAUUUUUUCAUCCCAGUCCAUCCCUGUCGCAGUCUGAAGCCUGAUAUUGAAGGAGUCCGACCUGAACUCCAGUCGACAUCCUGCUUCUGAUGCUCCAUUUAACCGUAAACCUUCCUUUGCCUUUUCUUUUUUAUACAAUUCAUUUUUCAGAACUAUUCGUAAUUUCGUAAUUUAUGUAUUUAUUUAUUUAUUGACUAGUUAUUUAUUUAAUGAUAUUAUUUAUUUGAUUUCUUGAUACACAUCAACAUUGUCAACAUUCUUUCAUUUGCAAGUCAAGAAGUGUACUCUUUCUUAUUUUAUCUAACGCACACACACACACACACACACACACACAACAGCUUAAUUUUUUAUCUUUUAUUAAACUGAUUGUAUUUUUAUACAAUUUAAUUUCCUCUUCACUGUUACCUAGGUUACAGUUCUCUGCCACUAAAUGUAGCAAUAUUUUGGGAGUGUAACGUAUCAGUGCUGAAGGAGAGAGGUCUAGCACUGACCGGAAAUUUGCUAGUCUUUAUUUUAUGUUGUUGUCUAUUUUUGCACAGCAUGUUUUGAUAAAACUUAUUUCAAGCAACAUGAGAAAAAGACAACCUAAGCCUUAAAAUACUAUGUAUUGUGAUACUUUGGUACUGUAAAGCUGUACAUACAUGUUCCCGAAUGUAAACUGGUAUAUACAAUAUGUGUUUACGUAUAAUAUUGUUUGUACGUACAAGUCCAGUGCUCUAUCAAUGUGUUGCAAUAUUAACAUAAUUUUUUGCCCUUUCCUUCUCAAUUUUUAGGAUUUUGAUACAGUAUUUACUAUUUAUUGUUAUUAUAACGUUAUUAUUAAUAUAAAAUGUUAAUUAUGUUUAAAUUAUUUUUUGCUAUUCAGAAGCAAGACUUCUGUCAUGUUUUGUACUUUUUUACUACUCACCGCCAAUCAUCUCUGUUUAGGUCGGUUUCUCAUAGACUCAAAGUUGCUACAUGUAUGUGCA
This is a messenger RNA of Pimephales promelas (fathead minnow), 2571 nucleotides long. It is a transcript of the gene il11a, whose product is annotated as interleukin 11a. The record is from RefSeq and is a predicted model, not a curated record. Gene Ontology annotation, biological process: positive regulation of cell population proliferation; positive regulation of MAPK cascade. Gene Ontology annotation, cellular component: cytoplasm. Lineage: Eukaryota; Metazoa; Chordata; Actinopteri; Cypriniformes; Leuciscidae. Gene Ontology annotation, molecular function: cytokine activity; growth factor activity.